Lontra canadensis (Northern American river otter) is the source of this 1306-nucleotide messenger RNA. RefSeq lists its product as uncharacterized. NCBI's taxonomy places the organism in Eukaryota, Metazoa, Chordata, Mammalia, Carnivora, Mustelidae. The transcript has 5 exons. Bases 1 to 1284 code for a protein of 427 amino acids. The record is from RefSeq and is a predicted model, not a curated record.
AUGCCUGGAACCUGGCUGACCCUCAAACUGAAAUUGGCCUUGUGCCCUGUGAACUCCCAGAAAGCAUUUACUCAGGUUUCUUUGCAGCUUUGCUUCCCUGUCCAGGCCCAACAAGCACGGAUCAGAAUUAAUCACAUCCCAAGAAGCCAGCGUAUCAGCCUAGAGGCCUACGUGGGCAGAGAAAACGUGGCUCUGAGUAAAUCCGGGUUUGGGGCUGGAACAAAGGGAGGGGUCAGGAUCCAGUUUGGGGUCCUCUCCUCCACCUCGCCGUCCACUCCCGGGCUCUUCGUACUCCUGGCGUCCCGCCAGGGGUUUCCCAAGCUGUCCCAGAGGGCCGGGCUUGGUUCGCCAGCCCCUGGGAAUCCCUGGAGUCUCCAGGCUGGUGUGAAGAGCGGUCGGGGAAGGGGUCCGAGGCACGAGGAGGCUCCUCCGGGGGAUCGCGCGCAUUGGCCCCCUCCAGCGGGCUUCCGUUGUCACGUGACCGCGUCCCAGGUUUUCCAAGUGUGGGGCUGGCGCGUUCGCCGCUCUCCUCCAGACCGUACCGAGCGCUGGUGGGGCUCGGGCGGCAGCUCGGGCUGCUCCUUUUCCCUCGGGGAGCUACCAGCACCUGCCUACCCCCACAACUGUGCUACUUGGGCCCCGCACACGCCUGCGCUGCUACAGCGGGGUGCAGGUGGGGGAUGGAGAGGUCUGAGUGCUGUAAGGCUGGAGGGCUCUCCCUACCCCCACUCCCGGCAGGGCGCGCGUCCCCGGGGCUCCGCACCGGCCCUCGGCCGCCCCUGGCCGGGCCCCAGCGCGCACUUGCAGGGCUGCGGCGGCGGCGAGACCGCGUCGGCGGGGAGGCUGCGCGCCGAGCGCAAGCCGCGAGCACAAACAGGGCGAGGAGGCUGGUGUGAGCGCCUGGGCCCGGUGCCAGCGCGCCGGGGCUGGAACACAAUGUCCCGAGCGGGCGGGCGAGCGGGGAGCGAGAACAGCCUGACUCAGCAGCUGGUGCUUUCGCUGCGUUCCUCCCGGUCCACACGCCUUCGCUGGAGUAACGAGCUACCGAGAGGCCCCCGAAUCUGGUUCCUGGGCCGGGGUGUCAUUGAGGCCCACCAUCUGUGUACUCACUGCUUUCCCACACCCAACACUUUUGUCCAGGUGAAACCUGCUUGUAAUGUUUCCUUUGUUGCCCAGGUUCUGAUUCUGGUAUCCUGGUUCCUGGCCCCGCCAGAGUUCUGGUUCCAGAAGGCCCUUACCAGGUGCCUUGGGCCUCGCUCCCACCCGGGCGCAAGGCCACACUGAAGACAUGGGUAUGAGCAUCCCC